CCACACAGAAACCAAGAUAAUCUCGCUUUCCAAAGAACUUGAACAGAAAGAACAACGCAUAAAAGACCUCACAGCGCAAAACACUUAUCUCCAAUCCCAAACCACCGCACUCCAAUCCCAGAUGCACGAUGCCCAAACCGAGUCCCGUACCCACCUCACCCACCUCACCCACCUCCAAAACACCCACACCGCCCUUUCAAAGAACCUUCAAGAAUCUCACGCACAGGUAACCCACCUCCGACACGUAGUGAUGACAGGGGACACCGAGAAAAAAGCAUUAGAAGACAAACUCCGCGUAUCAGAACAAAACCUCUGUGCAUCAGAAGACAAACUCUGCGUAUCAGAAGAAAACCUCCGCGUAUCAGAAGAAACCCUCCACGUCUCAGAACAAAACCUCCACGCAUCAGAAGAAAACCUCCGCGUAUCAGAACAAAACCUCCACGUCUCAAAAGACAAACUCCGUACAUCAGAACAAAACCUCCACACAUCAGAAUGCGCACGGAAACACAUCUCAAACGAGUUGCUGAUGCAGGUUAACGCGAAUAUGCAUCUUGUGGGGGAGAUUAAGGGUAUGGAGGAGAGGGUGAGGUUUUUGGAGAGAGAGAGGGAUGGGUUUAGGGAGGUUGAGGAGGUUGGGGUUGGGGUUUUGGAGAGUACGGCUGUAGAGGCGCCUGGGGAGGAGGAGGAGCAGGUCGUUGGUGAGGAAGAUGAGUCCCUGUUUGGUAUUUGAGGCCCUGAGGACUGGAUA
Lentinula edodes (shiitake mushroom) is the source of this 748-nucleotide messenger RNA. RefSeq lists its product as uncharacterized. The record is from RefSeq and is a predicted model, not a curated record. The transcript has 2 exons. NCBI's taxonomy places the organism in Eukaryota, Fungi, Basidiomycota, Agaricomycetes, Agaricales, Omphalotaceae. The annotation marks the transcript as partial.